AUGUCUACAAGGCCACCUUCACGCGUUGUCUUUGUGGGAAACAUCCCCUAUGGUCUCUCCGAAGAGCAGAUCACCGAAAUCUUCAACAGCGUUGGCAAAGUCGAAAAGUUCCGUUUAGUAUAUGAUUCCGAGUCGGGACGCCCUAAAGGCUUCGGAUUCGCGGAAUAUCUCGAUCCUGAUUCGGCCUCUUCUGCUGUGCGAAACCUGAACGACUACGAAAUAAUGGGCCGGAAACUUCGCGUAGACUUCUCUAACGAGCAGAAGUCGAAUGAGGACGGCCACAACCAGGGAUCUGGUAGUCACCAAGCUUCUGGUGCUAAUGGCGCCGGCGCUGGAAACUAUUCGCAAAGCACAUCUAUUCCUCAGCUCCCCCCUGGCAAGGAACUCCCCCCAGGCGUGAAAUGCACCGAUGCCAUCUCUCAAACAUUGAACACCCUCCCACCCUCUCAGCUGCUGGACAUCCUCGCCCAAAUGAAGACUCUUGCUACGACUGAACCGCAAAGGGCUGCCGAGCUGCUUUCACAAGCACCACAGCUCGGUGCUGCCAUUUUCCAGGCCCUACUCCUGAUGGGUCUCGUCUCGCCCGAAGCCAUCCAACUCGUGGUCCAGGGUGGCCCCCCUCCUCCUCAGGCCUCGAGCCCAACUUUCCCUCCCCCUCAUGUAUCUAGAUACCAAGGCGCCCCGGUUGCCAACAGCACGCCACCAGUGCCCGGCGCGCCCUACGCACCUCCUCCUGCUCAUGGGUACGGCGCUCCUCCGGCUCCUGUCUCUGUUGCUGCCCCUGUCGCCGCUCCUCCAGCCCAGGAUCCCGAGGCUCUCAUGAGAGCUGUUCUAGAGCUUACUGAGGAUCAGAUCAGCAUGCUUCCCGAAGCUGAGCGAUCCCAGAUCCGAGCUCUUCGAGCCCAGUUUGGGGCGCAACGAAGAUAA
Molecule: messenger RNA, 927 nt
Organism: Clonostachys rhizophaga
Lineage: Eukaryota; Fungi; Ascomycota; Sordariomycetes; Hypocreales; Bionectriaceae
Source: the annotation of a GenBank genome assembly